AUGGAAGGCCCUUUAAGUAAAUGGACUAAUCUCGUCAAUGGUUGGCAAUACCGUUGGUUUGUGCUUGACAUAAGCCUAGGGGUUUUAUCUUAUUACACGUCUAAAGAGAAGAUGAUGCGAGGCGAUAGACGUGGAUGUGUAAAGUUAAAAAAUGCUCAAGUUGGGAUUGAUGAUGAAGACGAUAGUACAUUCACCAUAACGGUUGAUCACAAAACAUUUCACUUCCAAGCUCGUAACUCAGAUGAACGUCAAAAGUGGCUAGACGCUUUACAGGAGGCUAGGGAUUUACAUACGCAGAAUUAUGCUCUUCUGAAUCAGACCAAUCGUUUACUGGAACAUCCUUGCAGCCUUUCCGAAUUCGACCGUCGUAUCGUAGAGGCAGAUGCUUUUUUACAAAUUCUCAUAGAUCAACAUGAGCAACUGAUCAGUCAUAUUCCAUCGUCCGAUGAAUGUCGGCCGGAGAUUAUGGGUGCUGUCACUUUUCGGAUGCAAAGGCUUAUCGAACUGGUGAAAAAGACAAUUGUAUGCCUCCAGUUUGCCAGAGGUUCAGUCAAUGGUUCAUAUCGUAUACCGAUUACUUUGAAUGACAACAUUGUUCCUGAUGCAGUUGACAUUCCGCACACUUUACAAUUCGAUACGUCUAGAUCAAACAGUGCUUUUUCUACAUUGAAAGUGAAAGAUUAUGAUUUAAAAGUACAUGGGAUAAAUCAUACAUUUAUGAACCUUCAAAGUGGUGAAGGUGACGGUGAAAAUCCAUUCACUUCUUGUCAAGAGUCCUUAUCUAGUGCUUCCCCUAUUAUAACACAGAAACCCUCCAGAAAACAUUCUACUCGUAAUUCUCGACGUUCGGAAAAAGGCAAAUUACACAAGCGGCCAUCUUCUACUACAGAAUCAUCUAUCGAAUCCCAUUCAAUACGUUCACAUCCUGAGCAGCUAGCUACUAUUUCUUCAUCGCUCCCUAAUGAUACUGUGAUUGUUAAAAGAUGCUUUGAUGCAUUAGAUUCACCCUCUUCUAAUUAUCCACCACUGUCCAUCCCAAGAAUGCCAGUUAGGUCUUAUUCUUCUUCAGAUGAUGAUCAGGCUCAAUUGGAUCAAGAAGAAGAGGAUGAAGAAUUCUUUGAUACUCAAGAAGAUAUUUCUAUCAACUGCGCAACAACGAAUUCCCCACAACCUGUCAAGGAUAAUACAAAUAUCAACAUGCAUUCAAAUCCAACUGUUCCUGUAACGAAAUCUGGUCGUUAUCGUUCAAGUCAGUCAUCAUCAAAUAAUCAGACGAAUUUGUCUUUGGAUGAUACCUUCGACGAAUUGUAUGAUGAUGAAAAUGAAGAAGAGUUAGGUUCUGUGCAAUCUCACGGUUCUGUAAUAACACAUCUUCUUUCUCAGCUUCGAAUCGGAAUGGAUUUAACUAGAAUCACUUUGCCCACAUUCAUUCUCGAACGUCGUUCUACACUGGAAAUGUAUGCAGACUUUUUAGCACAUGCUGAUUUAUGGGCUGUUAUUCCUAAUGCAUCAACGCCUCGUGAUCGUAUGGUUGCUUGUCUUCGGUGGUAUUUAUCUGCAUUCCAUGCUGGCAGACGAUCGUCAGUUGCUAAGAAACCUUACAAUCCUACAUUAGGUGAAAUAUUUCGUUGUUAUUGGCCUUUAUCUAAAGAGAGUGGAGAUGAUUCGUCAAAUGCAUCAGAAAAACCACAGGACAAAUUAUAUAAUUCUGGUCCUGUUCCUUGGGCGCCUAACAAUUCCGUAGUCUUCUUAGCAGAACAGGUCUCACACCAUCCUCCUAUAUCCGCCUUUUAUGCUGAACAUGUUAAUAAUCAAAUAGCUGUAGAUGGACACUUGUGGACUAAAUCAAAAUUUCUUGGUCUAAGUAUAGCUGUAGAAAUGGUUGGUUCAGCUGUCAUAUCAUUACUAAAUCAUAAUGAAGAAUAUGUGGUUACGUUUCCAUGUGGAUAUGGCAGAAACAUUCUCACUGUUCCAUGGAUUGAAUUGGGUGGGAAAACUAGCAUCACAUGCUUAAAAACUAACUAUAUAGCUAAUAUCGAGUUUCGAACAAAACCUUUUUAUGGUGGUAAAAGAGAUACUUUACGUGCUGAGGUUUUUGGACCUAAUGAUAAGAAGGCAUUUCUUAUUGUUGAAGGUGAAUGGAAUGAUAAGAUGCUAGCGAAGUGGCCUCAUGGUAAAAAUGAGUUAUUCAUUGAUACCCGUAACCUACCAACUGUAAGAAAACAUGUACUUCCUCGAUCUCGCCAAGAAGAAAAUGAAUCAAGACGAUUGUGGGAGGAAGUGACUUAUAAUUUAAAAGUGGGUAAUAUCGAUGCAGCAUCAGAUGCUAAACAUCGUUUGGAACAGCGACAACGAGAUUUAGCUCGACAGAGAAGAGACUCAAAACAUACAUGGACACCAAAAUACUUUCGCGAAGAGGGAGAAAACUGGAUUUAUAGACAUCCUUUAGUUCAACGCCUACAUCAAUCACCCAAUCAAAAUAAUUCUCCCACUGAACCACAAACCGUCUCCAAGAUCACGAAUUUAGCAUGUUCACCGGAUAUAGUUGUUAAUCCAGUUUCUUGUAACAACGCAGUGACCGAUUCUCCUCAGAUAGUCCAUGCUACUACAUCUAAGUCUUCAAUCCCUGUAAUUGAAUAUUUCCCCAGUCCAUAG
Molecule: messenger RNA, 2655 nt
Organism: Schistosoma spindalis
Lineage: Eukaryota; Metazoa; Platyhelminthes; Trematoda; Strigeidida; Schistosomatidae
Source: the annotation of a GenBank genome assembly